This is a messenger RNA of Protopolystoma xenopodis, 327 nucleotides long. The record is from the annotation of a GenBank genome assembly. NCBI's taxonomy places the organism in Eukaryota, Metazoa, Platyhelminthes, Monogenea, Polystomatidea, Polystomatidae.
UCGGUGUACCGGUCGGAGGUUCCUCUGGACACGGCUUGUUUAGACCCCCAAAACAUGCCCAUGCGUAGCCCUCAAGAAUCGGCCUUUUUUCAUCGCCUCCGGGCCUUGUCUCCCGACCGUGCCGAGAAGGCCCUAGAUACGCUAAGGGGCGACAUUAAGAAUGGCGAAAUCGAUGCCAUCGACAAGCACUCGUUCGGCCUAGUGCAGACCUCUUGUCGGCACCCGCUUGUCGGCAUGUGCACACUGGACCCUCUGCUCGCCCCCUCCAGGAGAGGGCGUGACCCGGGCGGCCAGACGCUCUCGUUUGUGAACUUUUAUGACAUCUAA